AACCAAUUAGCAAAGGCUCUGUAUGACAACACAGCAGAGUGUCCAGAUGAACUGGCCUUUAGAAAGGGCGACAUCCUCACAGUGAUAAAUCCAAACGUGGCUGGGACCAGCGGGUGGUGGAUGUGCUCUCUGUAUGGACGACAUGGCCUGGCACCUGCAAACAGACUAAAGCUCUUACCGCAGAUGGUGACACCAGCAGUGCAUGAAGUGCUCAGGUCGACUCAUGGUAAAACUGAUGACAGUGUGCAAAAUAUCUACCAGACACCCAGCAUCCCCAGAACCACCAGCAGUCCUGCUUAUGAACGCAUGGACAUGAUCUACAAGGUCCCCUCUGCUCACUUAUUGGCUUCAAAAGGUCCAGAAGCACCAGGAUUUACGCCCAGCACAGCAGGACCCGAAGCACACAAGCCUUCAUCCUUCAGUACAGCAUCCAGUCCAAAUGGGAAGGUGUACGAUGUGCCGAACCAACCAAAAAGAGCUUCCCUUUACACUAAGACAACGCCUCCUACACCGAUGCCACGAAAGCAAGUUCUGGAGAAGGGCCUUAACUCUCCGGAGACUUUAAUGUGUAGCAGUCCAGAAGACUCUUAU
Messenger RNA from Neolamprologus brichardi, 591 nucleotides. The record is from RefSeq and is a predicted model, not a curated record. Lineage: Eukaryota; Metazoa; Chordata; Actinopteri; Cichliformes; Cichlidae.